CAGGGUGUAUGCAGAGGUAGUUGAGUAAGUAAAGAACUUGUGAUAUAUUUAGUGGAUUUUUGUUCCACAAAGAAAUAUUCCCAUCAUGAGUUCGAGUUUUCUACAUAUUGGUGAUGUUAUCUCACUUUACGCUGAGGGGUCAGGCUCAAACUCUGUGUGUGGAUUCAUAUCAACUUUGGGACUUGUUGAUGACAGAUGCGUUGUUCAACCAGAAGCAGGAAAUUUACAAAAUCCUCCAAAAAAAUUCAGAGAUUGUCUUUUCAAGAUAUGUCCCAUGAACCGAUAUAAUGCACAGAAACAAUUUUGGAAAACAAUCAAGUCUGGUGCAACCAGAAUUGCUGAUGCUGUAAUAAUGAAAAGACUCCAGGAAUCUGCUGGUGUUGAAAAAGAACAAAAUGAAAGGGAAAAUCAAAAGUUAUUGGGACAAGUUGUUAAAUAUGGAAGUGUGGUUCAAUUACUUCAUCUUAAAUCAAAUAAAUUUCUGACAGUGAAUAAAAGAUUACCAGCUUUGCUUGAAAAGAAUGCAAUGCGAGUUUCACUUGAUCCUGAUGGAAACGAAGGCUCCUGGUUUUAUAUUCAAUUAUUUUAUAAGCUGCGUUCAACUGGUGAUAAUGUGGUGAUAGGAGACAAAGUUGUUAUAAUGCCAGUAAAUGCAGGCCAACCAUUACAUGCAAGCAAAUGUGAGUUAGCUGAUAACCCGGGGUGUAAAGAAGUCAACUCUGUUAGUUGUAAUACAAGCUGGAAGAUUGUGUUGUUUAUGUCAUGGGAGGAUGACAGGAAAGAUGUGUUAAAGGGUGGGGAUGUGGUGAGACUGUUUCAUGCUGAACAGGAGAAAUUCUUGACUUGUGAUGAAUAUAGAAGUAGUCUCCAUGUUUUCCUGCGUACCACAGGCCGCAUGUCAGCCACAUCUGCCACAAGCUCAAAAGCACUGUGGGAAAUUGAGGUGGUUCAAAAAGACCCCUGUCAGGGUGGUGCAGGACAUUGGAACAAUCUGUUCCGCUUUAAACACCUUGCGUCAGGAGAUUACUUAGCUGCAAAGGACGAUACUGAAUGGGACACAAGACACAACAUAGACCCAUUUUUAGAUGGAUUUGUGUCGCCAGCUUCUUUUUCCACAUCUGCGGCCUUCUCAUCCACUUCCCCAAGGCCGUACCUCAGCAGUCAAACCAGAUCUUUAUCUGGUUCCAGUCAGAUGGCUGAGAGCGAUAACGGAGGAAGUUCCGAGAAGGAGUCGGCACGCUCUCGUAACAGGGCUCCACCUGGUGGUAUGUCAUUCUGUCUCGUAGCAACGGGAGACUCAAGUUGUGUCAGUUCAAUUUUUGAGCUCGAUCCAACUUCAUUUACAAAAUCUGACGCUCUUGUUCCUUCCAACUCGUAUGUUCGAUUAAAACAUCUAUGCACCGAUACAUGGGUGCAUUCCACUAUGAUACCUAUCGACAAGGAGGAAGACAGACCUGUCAUGUUAAAGAUUGGGACAUGUAAAUACAAGGAAGAUAAAGAGGCGUUCGCCAUCGUGAAUGUAAAUGUUGAGGAAGUGCGUGAUCUUGAUUUUGCCAAUGAUUCCAGCAAAGUGUUGGCUGACUGUGCUAAGAACAUGGAGAAGAAAAAGAUAACGGUCAUUGAAAGAAGAUUUGUGAUCAAACUUCUGGAAGAUUUGAUCUUCUUCGUGGCUCGGCAGCCUAGAGGAGCAAUGGAUGCCUUGGAUGUGAUGGUUGUGGAUCCAGAUCGAGAGCGUCAGAAACUUCUUCGGGAGCAAAAUAUUUUAAAACAAGUUUUCAAAAUAUUGCAGGCGCCUUUCAAAGACAGUGGUGAUGGUGCAUUACUACAUUUGGACGAAUUACGAGAUAAAAAGAACAUUCAUUAUCAACACAUGCUCAAGUUAUGUUACCGACUAUUAAGACACUCUACACAAGACUACAGGAAAAACCAGGAAUACAUUGCCAAGUCAUUUGGAUUGAUGCAGCAACAGAUCGGACAUGAUAUUUUAGCUGAGGACACGAUAACGGCGUUGCUACAUAAUAAUCGGAAGUUAUUAGAACAACAUAUUACUGGGACCGAGAUUGAAACGUUUGUGGCUUUGGUUCGUAAGAACAGAGAGCCAAGAUUCCUUGAUUACCUUGCUGAUUUGUGCGUGACAAACAAACAAGCCAUUCCCAAAACUCAGGAACUUAUUUGCCGUAAUAUACUGGCUUUAAAGAAUAAAGAUAUUCUGAUUGAAACCAAGCUUGGCAUAGAUGAAACUGGGGAGGAAGUUGUUAUGUUAAGUUAUGGAGAUGGAAAAGCUGUGGAGAAAAGCAUCCGACAUCUUGCACAAUCUAAUAAUGUUGAUGACAAGACAGUACUCACAUAUUACAGACACCAGUUAGAUUUGUUCAGCAAGAUGUGUCUCGACCGUCAGUACCUUGCUAUUAACCCGAUAUCUGAAGAACUGACAAUUCCUAUUAUCCUUAAAUGCAUGGCUGACACACAACUACCGUAUGAUCUGCGUGCUUCUUUUGUUCAGCUAAUGUUACAUAUGCAUGUGGAUAAGGAGCCACAAGAACCAGUGAUACCUGUACAAUAUGCAAGGCUAUGGUCAGGAAUUCCAAACCAAAUCACCAUCAAUGAUUACGACAACGACGCUGGCAGACAUGGGUUUGAAAAAUUUGUUCCCACAAUGCAGUUCGUGGAGGAAUAUCUUAAUAGUUUUGUAAAUAACGCUUGGGUGUUCAAGAAUAAAAAGGAGAAUAAAUUAACUUUCGAAGUGGUAAACCUUGCGAGACAUCUCAUCUAUUUCGGCUUCUACAGCUUUGCAGACUUGUUAAGUUUAAACCGUACCUUGCUACAAAUACUUGACUGUGUAAACGGAGUGCCGACCCAUCUUUUUAAUGGAAGAAUUGCGAAUAACGUUAACCAAAGCACGGAUGCUGUUAGCCGAGGCGUUGGAAAUAUCGGGCUUCUGGUGAGCAGCAUGACACUUGGUGGGGCCCUUGCACCACAAAAUGGCGGAACUGAAACCAGCACAGCAAGUUCAUCACCUGCUACACUUAACGUUAACUCACACGAUGAAUACGUGCUCGAAACUAAACUGAAAAUUAUUGAAAUAUUACAUUUUAUCCUCGAUGUGAGGUUAGAUUAUCGGAUCUCAAGUUUAUUAUCCAUAUUUAAACGAGAGUUUGAUGAAAAUAAUGGGAAGCAACAAGAAUCUUCACAAUCUCAAUCUUCUGAAGUUUCAACUUCAUCUGCUGCUCCUGCUGAAGGUUCAACACCACUUAUCAACCUUGGAGUAAUUUCGGCGAAAUCUGAAGGAAUAUUUGAUGGAUCUGUUGAGAGUAAUGAUCUUGAUCUGGAUGAAGAUGGAGGUCGGAUGUUCCUUCGUGUCCUUCUUAAUCUAGUGAUGCACGAUUAUCCUCCACUAGUCUCCGGAUCGCUUCAGCUGCUCUUCCGACAUUUCAGCCAGAGACAAGAAGUGCUGGGAGCAUUUAAAAAUGUUCAACUCCUAGUAACUAAAGACGAGCACGAGAAUUACACAGAAAUCAAACGAAAUCUUGACCAACUACGUUUGCUCGUUGAAAAGAGCGAAUUAUGGGUGUGGAAGGGUAAGGCAUCGAACCCAGCAUCUCACGAAAACCCACGAGAAAACUCGACAGGGAGCAUAACGGAGACAAUCACCCCUAUUGGCGACAUUUGUAUUUUACCUCCGAGAAUUCUUCGUAACCGUAGUAACUUGCGGAAAAAUAGCUUUCCAAGUCGAGAUGAAAGUGUGGAUUUUGGGAACAAUCCUGCAAACCCUAAUCGACCUUCAAUCAAGUCUUCUUCAUUCAAGAAUUAUAAAACAAUUAAAGAGAUACUGGUCAAACUUGCAAGUCUAUGUGUUGAUGAGUCAAAUAAAAAACCUCGUAAAGAACAACAACGAUUGUUACGGAACAUGGGAGCUCAUGGAGCGGUGUUAGAUUUAUUGAGGAUAUCAUAUGAGCGAGGCACUGAUAUACAAAUGCAGAGCGUGAUGAGCCAAGCUCAUAAAUUCCUUCAAUUAUUUUGCAAAGGAAACCCUCAGAAUCAAGCACUGCUGCAUAAAAAUCUGAAUUUGUUCAUGACGCCUGGUUUACUUGAGGCGCAGACGAUGCAAGCGAUAUUCCAAGAUAAUGUGACGUUAUGUAAAGAAGUCACACAUUCUGUUAUUCAACACUUUGUGCAUUGUAUUGAGAGCCACGGACGACGCACACAAUACUUGAGAUUCUUGCAAGCGAUAAUUAAAGCAGAAGGCAAAGUUCAUAUUCGUAGAUGCCAGGAUAUGGUUAUGGCUGAACUAGUGAACACCCCUGCUGGGGAAGAGGUCUUACUAUUCUACAACGACCGUGCUUCUUUCACCACAUUCAUCAAACUUAUGGAGGAACAUGCAAGGAAUUGUUUCCUUCAAUCCAAACUUGAUAAUCCACAACCAUCGUUCCAAGAAGAUGAACAAAGUCCCCUCCCGUAUCAUAUUGAACUUGUGCAACUGUUAGCUUACUGCACAGAGGGUAAAAAUGUUUACACUGAGAUUAAAUGCCACAGUUUGCUGCCAUUGGAUGAUAUUGUACAGGUUGUAACACACGAGUCUUGUAUACCUGAAGUAAAGAACGCAUAUGUUAACUUUCUUAAUCACUGCUAUGUUGAUACUGAAGUUGAAAUGAAGGAGAUUUAUUCAUCCAACCAUAUAUGGAGGUUGUUUGAUGACUUUAUGGAAGACAUGGAACGGGUGAAAAGCAAGCCUGUAGAUGAGGACCAGAAUCGUAAAUUACAAGAAUACCUCGCUACUACAGUCAUGGAUAUCAUCACCAUGUUCUUUAAUUCACCAUUUUCAGAUGCUACAACACUUAUACAGACCCGUCAAACAACUUACAUCCAAUUGCUGCGUGCAAUAGUGAUGUUAUACCAAAGUCCUUACCUACUGCCCCAUUAUAAACCUAAGCUUGAAGAAACCAUUAAGAAGAUGGGAGAAGUUGCUAAGAAGUGCAGCGUGGCGAUCCCACAAGACGUGCAAAACCUCAUCCUCCUACAGAGUAGCCUUAAGAUGCUCGCCAAAGACCGAAAGAUGGCUAUUCCCGGUCAUCUUGAGAAUGAGGUUACAAGUGCUCUUAACAGACCCAAUGUUAUGGAAGUAAUUCAGAGAUUUCGUAGUCUGCGAACAUCAACUUUAACUAGGCGUGAUACAGAGCCCUCAAAUAACCAGAGCUACCGAGACAUCAUUGAGUGUUUGCAAGACAGCGUUGCCGUGCUUGAAACUCAGUUGCGACCUCUAGUGCAAGCAGAGUUAUCAGUUCUCGUUGAUAUCUUGCAUCGUCCCGAACUUUUAUUCCCGGUGGAUACUGAUGCAAGGAAGCAAUGUGAAGGUGGCGGAUUCAUUUCAAAGUUGAUCAAACACACAGAGAAGUUGCUGGAGGACAGAGAAGAGAAACUCUGCGUAAAAGUUUUGCAAACUUUGCGUGAAAUGAUGACGGUGCAUAUUAGUUUCAGUAAGACCAAUAGCGUGUACAAUGACAGCAUCUGGGAUGAGGAACAAGAUACUCAAAUAAGAGGAAUAAGUGCAGAAGACAAUAGACGGGGUGAAGCUCUGAGACAAAUACUUCUGUCGAGAUAUUACGGUUCAAAUUAUCAUCAUCUUCGUGAUUUAGCGCAACGGGACACAACAUCUCCUAGAUCUUCGUCUACCAGCAUCUUCCGGAGGACCGAGUUAUCUUUGGAGGAAGUCCAGUGUCAUCUGAAGAAGGAGGGGGCAACAGAUCUUGUGAUCAACCUCAUCAUUGGGAACUACAGUGAGAAGAUAUUCCAUGAGAGUGUUUUACUUGGUAUUGCUUUGUUGGAAGGUGGAAAUAAUGAUAACCAGAAUGCGAUUGCCAGCCAUGAGUCUAAUGGUAUUGAUAUCAUCAUUGCUUUAAUAUUAAACGACAUUAUUCCACUUGGUAAGCAAAGGAUGGACCUUGUUAUGCAGUUAAAGAACAACGCUAGCAAGUUGCUACUAGCUAUAAUGGAGAGCCGACACGAUUCUGAAAACGCUGAGCGUAUUUUACGAAAUAUCAACCACACGCAACUUGUGUCUGUCAUUGAACAAGCUUACACAAAGGGUCAAAGAUUAGCGGAAGAAGAGGAACUUGCGUCUUCUGAUUCGAGCGAGUCCUCCAUGAUCAGAGAGAACGAGUCCCAGCUGGACAUGACGGGGGACGGAUCUCCGCGUGCCGUCGGACACAACAUCUACAUCCUCGCGCAUCAGUUAGCUCGUCACAACAAAGCGCUCGCUUGCGCUCUUAAACCGGAUAAUUCACUCACCGGGACAGAGGCGUUACAUUAUUAUAAGAAACAUACAGCGCAAAUUGAGAUUGUUCGUUCUGAUCGUACGAUGGAACAAAUAGUUUUCCCAGUUCCACACGUGUGUAGCUACCUUACCAAAGAAACCAUGGAGAGGAUAUGGAAUACAACGGACCGUGAUGAACAAGGAAGCAAAGUUGGAAGUUUCUUUGCGCAAACUGAGGAUAUGUACAGAGAGAUGGUGUGGCAGAAGAAACUAAGAGAAUACACGUCAUUGAACUGGUUCAGUCGUCAUAUAUCUCUAUGGAGCACGAUAUCAACCAACUUUAUCAUCAUUAUCAAUUUACUGGUUGCAUUUUUCUACCCGUUCAAAGUGGUUGAUUACAAAGCAUGGAGUGACAAAGCGCAACUUCUACUGUGGCCAGCUAUGCUUGUAUCACUGGCAGCAAUCACCAAUCCACUUGCUGUAAGAUGUUUCGCACUCUGCAUCAUGAUUAAAACUAUAUUCUGGAUCGGAGUCCAAAACGCAUUACUUAUACUGGGCGUUCUCAAUCUGAUGAAUCGGUUCAUAUACCUCGUGAGUUUCAUCGGUAACAAAGGAAUGAAAGAUAAGGGAGUCGUGAAGGUCCUCACUGAGACUCAAUUCCUUCUACAUGUGGUUCACAUCUUUUUCUGCUUCAUUGGAUUAUUCUGGGAUGAAUUAUUCUACAGUAUAUUGUUUUUUGACUUAAUAUACGGUGAGGAAACUUUGUUGAACGUUAUACGAAGUGUGACAAGGAACGUCCGGUCGUUACUCCUCACAGCAAUGCUUGCUCUUAUACUUGUUUAUCUUUUCAGUAUUGUUGGCUACUUAUUCUUGAAACAAGACUUUAAAGUAAGUGUGAGCCCUCGUUGUACAACAACAAGCCCUGAGCGUCUUCAGUCGCUUCGUGAUAAACUCAACAGCGAAUUACGCAACGCACAAGUUUGUAGGCAGGAUGAUGGCAGUUGUAAUAACACAGAUCCAAGCUCAAUGUGGAGCAACCCAGCAAAUGAUUCAAUAAACAACAACACAGAGUAUACGAAGCGAAUUUCAACCGAAGAAAUUGAAGAAUAUUUGUGCGACGGGCCGGAUUCGAUUGAAGAAAAUCAUUGCGAGUCACUCCUUAUGUGUAUAAUAACCACACUGAACGAAGGGUUACGAAAUGGUGGUGGUAUAGGAGAUAUAUUGAGAAAACCUUCACAGUCUGAAGGGAUCUUGUUCCUUGGAAGAGUCGUUUACGAUCUUCUUUUCUUCUUCAUCCUGAUCAUCAUUGUCCUCAAUUUGAUCUUCGGAGUUAUUAUCGAUACGUUUGCUGAUUUAAGAUCGGAGAAACAACAGAAAGAUGAUGUUUUGCGGAAUACUUGCUUUAUUUGUGGUUUGGAGCGAAAAUCAUUUGACAAUAAGACGGUAUCGUUCGAAACUCAUGUGAAGGAAGAACAUAACAUGUGGCAUUAUCUUUAUUUUGUUGUUCUUGUGAAAGUUAAAGACCCUACAGAGUUUACAGGACCAGAGAGUUAUGUUUACAACCAAGUUAAGGAGUCAAGAUUGGAAUGGUUUCCUCGCAUGCAAGCAAUGUCGUUAUCAGCAGAUGAUGAGGCAGUUGAAAAUAAUGAUGUUCGUAGUUUGUUAACGCAACUUGAAGGGACAUCUAAUCUCGUCAAAUCUUUAUCUCGACAACUACAGGAUCUGCAAGAUCAAGUUACUGAACAACGUAGAAAGCAACAAAGAUUAAACAUCAUUAACCCACACAACCACUUGCAACAGUUUAAUAAAUAAGUUAUUUUUACUGUGAUUGCACUACGCUGUAUUAUAGAUCUAUAUUUUCCCACUGCAUUUAUAUAUUCCGCUCUUUGUGUAACUUUCUCUAAGUUUCUGCAACAAUUAUCCUUUAAAUCCUUAACUAUUGCAUUAAAUGCAGCAGUGCAAAUUAUACCCUGUAUAUUUUUUCGGCAUUUUCGUACCCUGCACUAUAUAUGAAUGAGAUUUAAUUGAUUUCUUUAGCUUGGUCGCUCAUUCUUAAAUCUUUUGUGAGGUUUUCACGCCUGCUGCAAAUAUAUCCGUUAUCGCAAUAUGGUUGUAUUAUGUUUCUCAACAAAGUUACUGUAUCAUGUUACUUGUACAUUCUUAUAUAACAUUCCUCUAAAAGUAAUUCCUGUAAUCUCUCUGCACACAAUCAUUAAAUUUUACUGCACCUUCGGA
Messenger RNA from Ciona intestinalis (vase tunicate), 8485 nucleotides. NCBI's taxonomy places the organism in Eukaryota, Metazoa, Chordata, Ascidiacea, Phlebobranchia, Cionidae. The record is from RefSeq and is a predicted model, not a curated record.